Messenger RNA from Plasmodium relictum, 1164 nucleotides. RefSeq names its product DnaJ protein, putative. NCBI's taxonomy places the organism in Eukaryota, Apicomplexa, Aconoidasida, Haemosporida, Plasmodiidae. The record is from RefSeq and is a predicted model, not a curated record. The transcript has a single exon. The coding region runs from base 1 to 1164 and encodes 387 amino acids.
AUGACUGAACAUAAAGAUAUAGAAAAAUCACAGAAAGAAAAUACCACCGAAUUAGAAAAUAAUUCUGAAAAUGCAAUUAAUGAAAAAGAAAAUAACCAUAAAAAUAUACAUAAUUUUAAUAAUGUAAAUGAGGAAAAAUGUAAUGUGUUAAAUAAUAAAAUAAGCAAUGAUAUUAAUAAUAAAGAAAACAAGGAAAUAAAUAACUUUGUAGAAAGUAAUGUGGAUUAUAAUACAAAUAGUGAAAUAGAUAACUCUUUAAAUCAUAUUGAAAAUAAUAAUAAUAAUAAUAAUAUAAUCAGUGAAACAAUUAAUAAUGUAAUCGAUGAAAACAAAAGCGACAAUAAUACAAUUGAUGAAAAUGAAAUAAAUGAUUUAUUUAAUGACUUUUUAAAAGAUAUUGAAAAUAUUACAUCAAAUAAAAGUAGUGGACAAAAAGAGAAAUUCAGUAAAAGUGAUGCGGAAAAAGAAAUAAAUAGAAUUUUAGCUAAGAAAGACCAUUCUCCAUUUGAAAUAUUUGAUAUACACGAAGAUAUAAAUAUGGAAAUAAUAAAAAGUAAGUAUAGAAAGUUGUCUGUUCUUAUUCAUCCUGAUAAGUGCAAAAUUGAAAAAGCUGGUGAGGCUUUUAAUAUUUUAACUAGAGCAUAUGAUGAAUUAAAAAAAGAUAGUAUAAAAGAACAAUAUAAAAGUGUUUAUGAAACAGCUAAGAAAAAUAUCAUAAAAAAAUUAAAUUUGAAAAAAAAAAAAAACGAAAUAAAUGAAUAUUUAAAUAAGACAUAUGAAGAAUAUGAAAUUACAAAAGAAAUACAACAAUUAAUUAAUGAAGAAUGUGAAAAUUUAAUGAAAGUACAAAAAGAAAAAAUAGAAUAUGCACAAAAAUGUAAAUUGGCUAAUUUGAAAUAUGUUCAAGAAAAAGAAGAAGAAAGAUUAAAAGAAGAUUUAAAAAAAGAAGAAGAAAGAAAAUUAUGGAUGGAGGGAAGAGACGAAAGAGUAAAUAGUUGGAAACAUUAUAAAAAAGAAAAUUUGAAAAAUGAAAAAGAAUUUCAUUUAUUUAAAAACAUUAAUAAAAAAAAAGAAGAAAGAACAGAAGAAGAAAAAGAAAAAUUGAAAAAAAUUUCUAUUAAUAAUGUAGAAAACAAUAUAUGUAAAAAAAGAAGAAAAAAGUGA